AUGACCUCUCUAAUUCCCCGUGAGCCCUACACCCAGGAUGAACUUGCUCGCCUGUACCCAAAAGAGCUGAAGCUGCAACUGGUGCAAGUGUUCCUUCGCCAUGGCGAACGCACCCCCGUGUCCUCAAGAUUCACAAAUACAGGCCUGACACCAUACUGGCCGUAUUGCGGCGUUGCAAAACGCAUGGUACAGAUGGCCUCGAGCAGUAAGGACCUAUCGGCAUGGAACGGAUUCCAAUGGCGACGGAAGAUGGAGACUUUCGGCAACGAUGACAAGGCAACAAUUGCCAGAGGACCGGGCUCAGAAGUUGAAGGGAUGUGCACGCACGGCGAGCUCACAAAUAAGGGCCGCGAGACGACGUAUGCGCUCGGACAACGCUUGCGCCAUCUUUAUGUCGAUCAGCUUGGUUUCAUGCCCGAGAUUAAGUCCAAUGCCGAGGAUAUGUACCUGCGCGCGACGCCGAUCCCCCGCGCUCUGGAGUCUCUCCAGGAAGCGUUCUGGGGUAUGUACCCGGCUAGUGCGCGGACGCUCGAUUUCCCGCCGCCGGUGAUUGUGGCUCGUCAAUUUAAUGAGGAGACGUUGUUUCCCAAUGAGGGGGGUUGUAAGCGGUUCCGACAGCUGGCUCGGCUUUUUGCCGAUCGUGCCGCUGCACGAUGGAAUGACUCUGAGCAAAUGGCUUAUCUAAACAGUCUUUGGUCAAAGCACAUGCCAGAAGAAUCACCCAAGGUUGCUGUUGAUUCCCACCCCCGACUUUCUGGAAUCAUGGAUACCAUCAAUGCCACCGAUGCCCAUGGACCUGGCACGAAGCUCCCAUCUGAGUUUUAUGACAAGAAGGGACGUGCCGUUGUCGAUCGGAUCGCAGUCGAAGAGUGGUUUGCCGGUUACGGCGAGAGCAGCGAGUACCGCAAGCUGGGAAUUGGAGCUCUCAUGGGCGAUGUGGUUGACCGCAUGGUCAGCACCGCUGUGGAGGGUGGCUGGCGCAGCGAAACCGCUGCAUCUGGGUCCGGCGAUCCAGAGACCGGGAAGGCGAUCAAGUUUGCAAUGAGCGGCUGCCACGACACCACGCUUGCAGCGAUGCUGUCUAGCGUCGGCGGGUUCCAGGACGAGUCCUGGCCUCCUUUCACUUCCUCUGUUGCAGUCGAACUCUUCUCACAGGCUCCUCGCUCCGCCUCCACCGCUGGCACCAUGCUUGAGAAGUUUUCCAAUCCCUCCAUUGAAGCCAAGAAGUCUGGGGUCCUCUCCAAGCUGUUUGGUAAGUCCGCACCGAGCCAGCCCACCUCGUCCGAGACCGCUCGCACACCUCUCUCCUCUUUGCCUGGUGGUACUCGCGAGUCUCUUCAGAAGCACUAUGUCCGCAUCCGCUACAAUGACCGACCCGUUACCAUCCCCGGCUGCGCUGCCAAGCCCGAGAACCACCUGCCUGGCGACGAGACAUUCUGCACGUUGGACGCCUUCAAGGCGAUUGUUGAUAAGUUCACCCCGAAUGACUGGCAGAUCGAGUGCACACAGAACAUUGGUGCCGGUUUGCACGGUCCAGCUGAUAGUGCUAAGUCCGUUGCCGGCUUCUAA
Molecule: messenger RNA, 1569 nt
Organism: Penicillium soppii
Lineage: Eukaryota; Fungi; Ascomycota; Eurotiomycetes; Eurotiales; Aspergillaceae
Product: putative acid phosphatase
Exons: 7
Coding region: 1-1569 (522 amino acids)
Biological process (GO): dephosphorylation
Molecular function (GO): phosphatase activity
Source: RefSeq, a predicted model, not a curated record